This is a messenger RNA of Amblyraja radiata (thorny skate), 1215 nucleotides long. RefSeq names its product CXXC motif containing zinc binding protein (gene czib). Bases 16 to 606 code for a protein of 196 amino acids. Gene Ontology annotation, molecular function: zinc ion binding. The transcript has 8 exons. The record is from RefSeq and is a predicted model, not a curated record. Lineage: Eukaryota; Metazoa; Chordata; Chondrichthyes; Rajiformes; Rajidae.
UACCCCGGCUCCACGAUGUCACCGGCGCCCGGUGUGUUGGCGCCGCUUGUGCUGCAGGGGGCGCUGCGAAGGCGCCACGGUGUCGCAACAACGUCAUUGCGACAGGCCGUAACUCGGGCCGCCAUGGGGAAGUUCGGCCUCCAGCUUAAAGCGACGUUGGAACAUAUCAGCAAGUUACGGCCGGACGGGGAGGAUUUCCGUUGGUUCCUGAAGUUGAAAUGUCAGAAUUGUGGUGAAAUUUCCGACAAAUGGCAGUAUAUCACGUUAAUGCACAGCGUCCCACUCAAAGGUGGAAGAGGAAGUGCCAAUAUGAUACAAAAGUGCAAGUUGUGCUCCAGAGAGAACUCCAUUGAUAUUCUGAAGGACACUCUCAAGCCAUACAAUGCUGAAGACAGUGAAAAAUUUAAAACUAUCGUACAUUUUGAAUGUCGCGGGUUGGAGCCAGUUGACUUUCAACCACAGGCUGGAUUUGCUGCAGAAGGAGCAGAGUCUGGAACAAAAUUUGAUGAAAUUAAUCUACUGGAAAAGGACUGGAAUGAAUAUGACGAGAAAAUUCGAGAGUCAGUGGGAAUCUACGAAGUCACGCAUAAGUUUGUUAAAAUAUGAACACUCCAAAUGAUGUCACCCUUCUGCUUAAAUGGACAAACUCCCAGCCUCAGCAAAACAUCCUAAUUUUACUACGUGUUCUUAAGGUCUUGGCUCCUGUCAAAGUACACAGCUGAAAUUAGAGGGUUUAUCUUGGAAACUUUCUAGUUUUAAAAAUGGCAGCCAAUUUGGGUGGAAGAUACUUUGUUACAUUGAAUUUUGACAAUAACAGUAAAAAAUUGGUACCCAUUUUGUUUGUCAUAAUUCACCAAAGAAAACUUUCGUAUCUCUGAAUGUGGUCGCUAACAAAACUUCUAGGAUUUACAAUAUUGGGAGCCUCAAAUAAUUAAGUGACUUGCAGCUACCAUCAUAACAAAAUAAUUAUUUAAAUUAAAUACCAUACAUACCAAUGGGAAUAUUAAAUUAAUUUAUUUUUAGUUUCAUUUUAAAACAGCAACUAUUAAAAUAUCUCUUUAUAUUUUGACUAUAUGCAUUCAUCUCUGCCAAUAACACACUGAAUUUUGAUAAGCGCUUGGCUAAUGUCUUCUUAUUGAUCCAAAUACAAAAUAAUCACAAUAUUAAGCAGCUGGAAAUAGCAUAAUUCAGAGUAACAAUUAAAUUUUAGUGAAU